AAAAAACAUUGUUCAUAUUUCAUCAUCAUAAUUAUCGAAAUUUUCAAUGGAAAACGUUUAUAAUCUACGAAAUAAUAAUAAUAAAAAUCAAUCAUCUGGACUUUCAUUAAAUAAUAGUAUAGUUGUUAACGGUACAUCAUCGUCAUCAUCAUCAUCGACAAAAUCGACGAUAACAGCCACCAACAUAAUAUCAUCACCAAAAAUGUCAACCGGUCAUCGUAAAUAUAAAAAUGUUGGUGCCGAUGCACAAGAAUUAAGACGUCGUCGUGAAGAAGAAGGUAUACAAUUACGUAAACAAAAACGUGAAACCGAAUUAUCGAAACGUAGAAAUAUUGUCGAUGAAUCAUUGUUGGAUAUGAAUGGUACCGGUAUAACGGAAUUGAUGAUACAAAAUGUUUAUGUAAAUGAUUUGGAAAAGAAUUUAGAAGCAACACAACAAUUUCGUAAAAUAUUAUCAAAAGAACCUAAUCCACCGAUUGAAGAAGUUAUAAAAACCGGUAUCAUACCACAAUUUGUUAGAUUUUUAGAAAGUGAAUCACCAUUAUUACAAUUUGAAGCAGCAUGGGCUUUAACAAAUGUUGCAUCCGGUAAUUCGGAACAAACAAAUUGUGUUGUUGAAGCUGGUGCUGUACCCAUAUUGAUUCGAUUAAUAUCAUCAUCAAAUGAAGAUGUUGUUGAACAAGCUGUAUGGGCAUUAGGCAAUAUUGCUGGUGAUUCAUCACGUUGUCGUGAUUUUGUACUUAGUCUUAAUAUUAUGAAACCAUUACUUGAUUUAUUCAAUGAAAAUCUUCGUAUGUCAACAAUGCGUAAUGCAACAUGGACAUUAUCAAAUCUAUGUCGUGGUAAAAAUCCACAUCCAGAUUUUAAUAUUGUUAAACAAUGUUUACCGGUAUUAGCUCGGUUAAUAUUUAAUGCCGAUCCGGAUGUUUUAGCUGAUGCUUGUUGGACAUUAUCAUUUUUAACUGAUGGUCCAAAUGAAAAAAUACAAACAGUUAUUGAUUCCGGUGUUUGUCGUCGUGUUGUUGAAUUAUUAUCAAAUACAACAUCAAAUAUAGUUGCAGCUGCAUUACGUGUAGUUGGUAAUAUUGUAACUGGUUAUGAUCAACAAACUCAAGUUAUAAUAAAUGCUAAUGCAUUACCAGCAUUAUAUAAUCUAUUAUCUAAUCCAAAAGAAACGAUUGUAAAAGAAGCUUGUUGGACAAUAUCAAAUAUAACAGCUGGUAGUCUUGAACAAAUACAAGCUGUAAUCAAUGCCAAUAUAAUACCUGCCCUAUGUGAAUUAUUGAAACAUCGUGAUUUUAAAGUAAGAAAAGAAGUUGUUUGGGCAUUAACUAAUGCAACAACCGGUGGUUCACAAGAACAAAUAAUGUAUAUAUUUGAAACUGGUGGCGUUCAAGCAUUAUGUGAAUUUUUAACUGUAAAUGAUGCUAGAAUGAUAACUGUUGCAUUGAAUGGUAUUGAAAAUAUGUUAAAAGCUGGUGAAGUUAUUAAAAAUGCAAAUAAUGGUGAAAAUCCUGUCGCUAUGGCUAUCGAACAUUGUGGUGGUCUUGAUAAAAUUGAAUUCCUUCAAUCACAUGAUAAUGUAGAAAUUUAUAAAAAAGUUUAUGAAAUUAUUGAAAAUUAUUUCGGUACGGAUGAUGAUGAAAUAACAGCAAAAACACAGCCAUCGAUUCAAGGUGAUCAAUUUCAAUUUGGUAUUCAAACAACAACAGCAACAACAACGCCUGGACAACAACAACAGCUACCAACAAUGUUCCAAGAUGGUAGUAAUCAACAACAACAACAACAAUCGAAUCCAUCAUUUAAUUUUUAAAUUAUUGUGAAAAAAAUGAAAAUUUCGUUACAUAACAACAACAGAAUGUGUGGAGCUCUUAAUAGCCGUUUGCUAAACAAACAAAAAAAUGCGAAAAAAAAAUUUAAAUUCAUAGUGUGUGUGUGAGUGUAUGUGUGUGUGUGUGUGUGUGUGAAACAGGUGUGUG
Molecule: messenger RNA, 1979 nt
Organism: Dermatophagoides pteronyssinus (European house dust mite)
Lineage: Eukaryota; Metazoa; Arthropoda; Arachnida; Sarcoptiformes; Pyroglyphidae
Gene: Kap-alpha1
Product: karyopherin alpha1
Biological process (GO): protein import into nucleus
Cellular component (GO): cytoplasm
Molecular function (GO): nuclear import signal receptor activity; protein binding
Source: RefSeq, a predicted model, not a curated record